UCAUUUUUAUUUGAGAAAUCAAAAAUUUAAAAUUUAGAAAUUUAAAAUCUGUGUAUUUACCAUAGUAUCAUAUUAUGGAUUUAUUUCUAAUGAUUUGCAAAAUAUAGAGGUAUUAGUAAUGUGCGAUAUUAUAGAAAAAUAUUCAAUUUUCAAACUAUAGAAACUAUCUAGGAAUUAUACAUUUGUCAUGGACGAAGAACUUACUAGUGAAUUUAGUACCUCCAGAGUUGUUACUGAAAACAAAGAAAAAAUUGAAAUACUAUUGAAAGCAACUGGUAAUGCACCAAUUCUCAAGACGAAAAAAUGGAUGGUUGAAAAAGAGAAGACAGUGGCUUCUAUCCAUGAAUUCUUACGGAAACUAUUAAAACUAGAUCCAUCAGAUAGUUUGUUCUUAUAUGUGAAUCAAGCAUUUGCUCCACCACCUGAUCAGACAAUGAAAAAUUUAUAUGAUUGUUACAACACAGAUGGUCGUCUCAUAUUACAUUAUUGUAAAACCCAAGCUUGGGGGUAAGAUCAUAUUACAUUUUGUUUCUUUGGAAUUAAAAAUGUUUUAAUUUGAAUUUAUUAUAAAAUUUUUUUUAUGAAUAAAUGUGUAUAUUGUA
Acyrthosiphon pisum (pea aphid) is the source of this 602-nucleotide messenger RNA. RefSeq names its product Autophagy-related 12 (gene Atg12). NCBI's taxonomy places the organism in Eukaryota, Metazoa, Arthropoda, Insecta, Hemiptera, Aphididae. Gene Ontology annotation, molecular function: Atg8-family ligase activity. The transcript has 3 exons. The record is from RefSeq and is a predicted model, not a curated record. Gene Ontology annotation, biological process: autophagy of mitochondrion; glycophagy; protein lipidation involved in autophagosome assembly. The coding region runs from base 188 to 511 and encodes 107 amino acids. Gene Ontology annotation, cellular component: cytoplasm; Atg12-Atg5-Atg16 complex; autophagosome membrane.